GAAAGAAUAAAAGGAAAGAAGAUUUUCUCUAUGUAUAUAAAGAUGGCUACGUUAGCAAACGGACAGGCUGACAAUACGAGCCUCAGUAACAACAGUCACGGCAGCCCGGGCAGUAACGGGCACAUGAACGGAUUAAACCAUAGCCCGGGGAACCCGUCUACCAUUCCCAUGAAGGACCAUGAUGCCAUCAAGCUGUUCAUUGGGCAGAUCCCCCGAAACCUGGACGAGAAAGACCUCAAGCCCCUCUUCGAGGAGUUUGGCAAGAUCUACGAGCUGACGGUUCUGAAGGACAGGUUCACUGGCAUGCACAAAGGCUGUGCCUUCCUCACAUACUGCGAGCGGGAGUCAGCCCUGAAGGCCCAGAGUGCAUUGCAUGAACAAAAGACGUUGCCCGGGAUGAACAGACCCAUCCAGGUGAAGCCUGCGGACAGCGAGAGCCGAGGAGGUCAUGACUAUGGACGUGAAAGGAGGACGAGGGAAGUAAAUAGCUGGCUAUAUAGAUGGUGUCAAAGAACAGGAUUUGUUUUUCUGGAUCAUUGCCAUGGAAACCAGAAAGAAGACAGAAAACUCUUUGUUGGCAUGCUCAACAAGCAACAAUCUGAGGAUGAUGUUCGCCGGCUCUUUGAGGCCUUCGGAAACAUUGAAGAAUGUACGAUCCUUCGGGGGCCAGAUGGCAACAGCAAAGGGUGUGCCUUUGUGAAAUACUCCUCCCAUGCUGAGGCCCAAGCUGCCAUUAAUGCCUUGCAUGGCAGCCAGACCAUGCCGGGAGCCUCGUCUAGCCUGGUCGUCAAGUUUGCAGACACGGACAAGGAGCGCACAAUGAGACGGAUGCAGCAAAUGGCGGGCCAGAUGGGCAUGUUCAACCCUAUGGCCAUCCAGUUUGGGGCAUAUGGAGCCUAUGCACAGGCACUGAUGCAGCAGCAGGCGGCCAUCAUGGCAUCCGUAGCACAAGGAGGCUACCUGAACCCCAUGGCAGCCUUCGCCGCAGCCCAGAUGCAGCAGAUGGCAGCACUCAACAUGAAUGGCCUCGCAGCUGCCCCCAUGACCCCAACCUCAGGUGGUAGUACCCCUCCGGGCAUCACUGCACCAGCUGUGCCUAGCAUUCCAUCCCCCAUCGGGGUGAACGGAUUCACUGGCCUUCCCCCACAAGCUAAUGGGCAGCCUGCAGCUGAAGCCGUGUUUGCCAAUGGAAUCCACCCCUACCCAGCACAGAGCCCCACGGCGGCCGACCCCCUGCAGCAGGCCUACGCAGGAGUGCAGCAGUAUGCAGGUCCCGCUUAUCCUGCUGCGUAUGGUCAGAUAAGCCAAGCGUUCCCUCAGCCGCCUCCAAUGAUCCCACAGCAACAGAGAGAAGGGCCAGAGGGCUGUAACCUGUUCAUCUACCAUCUGCCCCAGGAGUUUGGGGAUGCUGAGCUGAUGCAGAUGUUCCUCCCUUUCGUGUUUCCCCCCACCCCGGGUGGAGUCGCGGACGGCGGCGUGGACGGCCCCGAGGCGGCCCCGUGGAAACCCCGGCCCUCGGUCUCCCCGUGUCCCCGCAGGCUUCGUGAGCUUCGACAACCCGGCCAGCGCGCAGACGGCCAUCCAGGCCAUGAACGGCUUCCAGAUCGGCAUGAAGCGGCUCAAGGUGCAGCUCAAGCGGCCGAAAGACGCCAAUCGCCCCUACUGAGCGCCGGCGGGAGCGUCCCCCGGGGGAAACCAGGACUCGCACAGGGCCAGUCAAAUCCACCACAGUCUCGCGCUGAGCUAGGAAUAAAGUUCACGUAAUCACAUGAGAGUGGAGAAUACAGUCCCCCAUCCGGCAGGAUGCUGAAUGGGCUACAUUAAAAAAAAAACAAACCUAUAUAUAUAUACAUAUAUAAAUGAGAACUGUUGGAUGACACCUUUGACAUAUCAGCCAAUAUCAAUAUCAAUCAAGCUGAAGACUCCAGACACUCUCUCUGACUGUAACAUUUCUUCAAGAAAAGGAUCGCGUCUAUGGAGUUCAGAAGAUAUGUACUUGGGAAAAAAAAUAUAUGACUUAAAGAAGAUGAUGAAGAAGAAAAAUAAACAAACAAACAUUAACACACACAAAAGGAAACUAACUUUAAAAAAUAAAAUAAAAAUAGACCAGACAAGGAGAAUGAAAGGCCAGAAAUUGGGAAGAGACGCUGGUUAUGGAUCUACGGGCUUUUUCUGCCAAUGGCGCCUCAUUGGGUGAGGCAGGCUGGAUGCCAGCCAUUGGGCAAGGCGGGGCAUGGUCCCCGAGUGUGGCCAAAAUGGUGGCCACCGAGCAUCUGUAUCUGUCAUUCCUUUAGCUAUUUAGGGACCAAAGGACCAAACUUUUUAUUGCAGACGUGUAGCUCUAUGUCAAAUAGAGGGGGAGUAGGGGGGGAAACAAGCCUCCUUCCUGCCUCAGGGCUGUUCCCAUAGCAGCCAAGAGCGAUUCUAUGAAAUAUGUAAUAAAAAAAAAUACAGGAAAAAAAAACAAAAAAAACAUAAAAAAGAAAAAAAAGAAAAAAAUCUGCUUCAAUGCUUUUAAACUGGCAAGAUAAUAGUUCUUUGAUACUAUGAGAGGCGCUUUGAGUCUAUGAACCUUUCCUAUGGUUUUCUGUAUCAUACAUAUGGAUGGAGCUUUUAAGACAAGCAAGAUGGAUAUUUGGGGAAAGCGAAAUUAAAAAAAAAAAUCUAUACCUUGAGAUGGGAGGAAACCAAGUAGGGAAAUAAAUAAGGGAUAUAUACAAGAAAAGAUAGUUGUUGUGAAAAGUCUGUAAAUGCUUCUAACUCUUCCCCCACCCCUUUUAAAAUCCUAAUAGUUGUACAGAAUUUAAAAAAAAGAAAAGUUUAAAAUACCUAUAUAAUAGAAGAAAAAUUAGAGGAAAGAAAAAAAGCAAAAAAACAAAAACAAAAAAAAAACUAUAGAAGUUAGCGUUCCUGCUAAAAAUCCAAGAUGUUGUAGAACUGUAACUUUUGUAGAGUUUAGACUGAGCAUCAAUUCCCCCCCCUUCUCUCUGCCGAUCGCUGUUGGACGCUGUUAUUUGCUGAGGGGGACCCUGGGCCACUCCUUUCCGGAACUGCGAGCAUUCCAGCUCUGUCCAGCCGACGCAUUGAAAGGCGCUCGGUUGUCACUGACCCUACGACCAGACGGAUGGACAGAGGCCGCCAGGUGGCAGGGGGAGGCGACGCAAGGAAGUCCGGGUUGUCUCUGUCUCCAACCCUGUCCUCACCUAGAGACCCACAGCUAUAGACUAAAUGCUUCGCUCCCCCAAGGAGCUGCUCUCUCCGCAAGCCCUAACCACCUUCUGCUUCAAUAGCUUCCAUGCUCGCUCUAGAGACUUUCAGGGCAAGGGAGAACUGGGAACUUUCAUCUUAAAACGACACAAACAAAAAACCUUAAAAAACAACAAAACAAAAAAAAAACAAAAAAAGAAAGAAAAACACAAUCUUUGAAGAAUUUCUGAAACUGUUUACAAGGAAUUUUGAAAAACAGGGAUGUUUAAAAUGAUGCCGGCUCUGUUUUUCUGUAAAUAAAUUUGCAUAUUUUGUAGGACUUUUAAUUGUAAUGAUAGAGAAAAAACAAGGAAAACUAUUUAAUGAAAGCACGAUAUUUAUCUUUGGUAAAUGACUUUAGAGCAGUUAAAAAAGACUGAUUAAAACUCAGAAUCAGAAAAAACACUGAAUUAUUUAAGAACACAUAUAUUUUAAAGUAUAUCAUAUUUAUUAUAAUUUAUUUCCACCUUUAGGAAGACUUGCUUUGGCACUCUGCCUUGACACUCUCCUUGCUUGAGUACAGGCCACCUGGCGUGUGGAGAGGGUUGGGGGGGUGGGGUGAGGAGAGGUUUCCUCUCCAGCUCCCUUGUUUUUUCUGUACUUUUCAUUUAGAAGAUCAAGUUUCUCCUAUUCCUCUCAGGCCUCUUUCCUUUCUAUUCAGUUGGUCUGUUGGUUUUGUUUUGUUUUUGUUUUUGCUUUCCUUUUCUUUCUCUCUCCUUUGGCUCCUCCUCUUUGGAAGUCCAGAUGUAAAAAAAACAGCUGCAGUUCGGUACAACUGCUCUUUUCACUCUCAAUUCCCUAAAACUCCUUGUAACCUUCUGUAACUAUUGGAUGACGCUUUCUCCAGCUUAGCCCUAAAUAAAGCACAGUUUAAAAAAAAUAAAUAAAACAAAACAGGA
Molecule: messenger RNA, 4145 nt
Organism: Monodelphis domestica (gray short-tailed opossum)
Lineage: Eukaryota; Metazoa; Chordata; Mammalia; Didelphimorphia; Didelphidae
Gene: CELF4
Product: CUGBP Elav-like family member 4
Molecular function (GO): RNA binding
Source: RefSeq, a predicted model, not a curated record